Molecule: messenger RNA, 1698 nt
Organism: Coprinopsis cinerea okayama7#130
Lineage: Eukaryota; Fungi; Basidiomycota; Agaricomycetes; Agaricales; Psathyrellaceae
Exons: 3
Coding region: 1-1698 (565 amino acids)
Biological process (GO): RNA polymerase III preinitiation complex assembly
Cellular component (GO): transcription factor TFIIIB complex
Molecular function (GO): TFIIIC-class transcription factor complex binding
Source: RefSeq, a predicted model, not a curated record
AUGCCCCCGCCUCCGCCUCCAGUCCCCCAAGCGACGUCGUCAGUCACUGUCGAGGCCAACGUACUGGCAAGUAACUCUACCUCGGCCCCUCCAUCCGACCCAGUAGGGCCAUCUUCAAUACCAAAUGGAUCCACUCCCCAGAUGCCAUCGCAGCCAUCUCCACUGGCGCCAAAACCGCCGUCUCAGCCAAUAACUGUGUCUGUUCCUUCACCUGUCACCCAUUCGGGCUCACAAAAUGCGAAUACCCCAGCGAUACCUGUGCCUAUACCCUCUCUCUCACGACCACCCACCCUCAUUAGUACUCCAGUCGCUCCUUCAAGCACAGCAAGGACACCGAUUACAGUACCAUCCACGACGUCCAGAAGUCCAUUCGCCGUUCCUAUAAACAUCCCUCGUCCAGGCAGCGUGCUCGCCGUACCAACCAACUAUCCUCCGGCCACCGUCCUUCCCAUACCCUCCAACCCAGUCGGAAACGCCAUAACCGUUCCUUCCAAUGCGCAGACAAGCAGUGGUGCGGCACAAGGCUCAGCGGCGUUGGGUAACGACGAACCUUCCACGUCGACCCAACCAGUUGCUUCGACUUCUUCUCAGCCUGCCUUGGAACAAGCCAACGGCCCCGAGGAUGGCCAUGCAACCAAGGGGAAACGGAAGAGAAAGCGAUCUUCUACAACGACUCCCGAAGGAGAGGAGGCACCAAAACCCAAAGGUGGUCGAGGAAGACGUUCGAGGGGGCCUUCCCUGCCACCCUACGAUCCCACAGCAGACCCGGGGGAAGACAUUGACCCAACGGUCGUUACUAUGGCUUCGCUAUGCGAAGAUACUGGACAAGGAAGGGUUAGCAGUAAGGCAGCCGAAAUCCAAAGUAAUCACGCGGCUUGGAAGCAGAGGAACAGGGAGAAGAGGGCAAGGAUGCGAGCGAUCAUGGAGGCCAAGAAAUACGGUCGCACAGAUGAAGAAGCUGAACUCAUCGCCGAUGGCGAAGUUCCAGCAACACCAGCACCUACGCCCCAAAUAAAAACGCCCAGUGGCAGCAGUGCCGACGAUGUCACACCGGACUUUGACUACACGCAGGAUCUUACCACCAGUCGAUAUAACGUGCAAGUCAGGAUAGGUCCCAACGGGGAGACCAUCAUCGACGAGGACUCCUUGGUUGUCAAUCGAGAAGAGGCGGACGAUACGGCCAAUUAUACCCAUGUCACGGAGUCUGAUCACACGAAAUUCGUCAAUUCUGGGACGUAUGGAAAGCGAUUCCGCGGUUCACGCUGGAGUGCUGAAGAGACUGAGCUCUUCUACGAGGCACUUUCCCAAUUCGGUGAAAACUACGAGCUCAUCGCUUAUGUCCUACCUGGACGAGAUAGAAAAUCUUGCAAAAACAAAUUCAAGGUGGAGGACAAGAAAAACCCUGCGCGGAUAAACUACUGUCUGAACAAUCGAACGGAAGUUGAUAUCGAAACUCUGUCGAGGAUGACUGGAAAAGACUUUUCUGGCCCCGUACCUGAAAUCCGUGCACCGACGCCUCGACCAUCUUUGAUACCCAGGCCAGACACCACUACCGCAGAGGUCGAGCCCGCAGAGGAAGCCUCAACGUCUACAAAAUCUCAGCCAAAACGACGGCGGGCCAAGUCCAGCGCUACCGAUGACGGCGUCGUUAUCGUUGGGGACAUCGGUAGUGUUGUUCCCAAUUUUGACGAUGCAUAG